This is a messenger RNA of Pseudomyrmex gracilis, 2296 nucleotides long. RefSeq names its product alpha-glucosidase-like (gene Hbg3). Bases 131 to 1825 code for a protein of 564 amino acids. Lineage: Eukaryota; Metazoa; Arthropoda; Insecta; Hymenoptera; Formicidae. Gene Ontology annotation, biological process: carbohydrate metabolic process. The transcript has 9 exons. The record is from RefSeq and is a predicted model, not a curated record.
UACGGGUAUAAAAGAGGAAAGAUUGGUUUGCUGUUCAACAGUACAUCUUGCAGCAGAUGCUCGAGAAGUUCUCCAUUAACACAUUCCGGAAUAGCCACUCGUCGUCAAUAAAUAUUGUAACGGAAGAAAUAUGAGGGGUGUGAUACUGCUCUGUGCGAUAUUGCUGUUGUGCAAUGUCGCACACGGUAAAUCGAAAUCAUGGUGGCAGACAAUGUCGCUGUACCAAGUUUAUCCUAGAAGCUUCAAAGACAGCGACGGGAAUGGCGUGGGAGAUCUCAAAGGUAUCACGAGCAAGCUGGAACAUCUGAAGGAGUCUAAUGUUGACGCGUUUUGGAUGUCGCCGAUUUAUCCAAGCCCGAUGGUGGACUUCGGCUAUGACGUUUCCGACUUCCGUGGCAUCGACGAGAUGUUCGGCACCAUGGAGGACUUCGAGCAACUGACGAAAACCGCGCGCAACUUGAAUCUCAAAGUCGUCUUGGACUUCGUGCCGAAUCACUCGUCCGACAAGCACGAAUGGUUCCAGAAGAGUUUGCAGGGCAUCCCGCCGUACAAGGACUUCUACGUGUGGCGCGAAGGCAAUGUGCUGCCGAACGGGACUCGCACGCCGCCGAACAAUUGGGUGAGCGUGUUCCGCGGACCAGCAUGGACUUAUCGGGAGGAACGACAAGCGUAUUAUCUUCAUCAGUUCGCGCCGGAGCAACCCGAUCUCAAUUACGAGAACGAGCAAGUGGUGAAGGAAAUGGAGGACGUUCUGAGAUUUUGGCUGAACAAGGGAGUGGACGGAUUUCGGAUUGACGCGAUACCGUUCUUAUGCGAGGAUCAGAGAUUCCUGGACGAGCCGCUCACGGACAAUCCAGAUCCCAAUGAUCCGGGACACACGGAAAAAAUCUACACUCAGGGUCAGCAGCGCACUUACGAUAUAGUCAAGAAAUGGCGAGAAGUCCUUGACGAGUAUCAUCCCGAGGAGAGGAUCAUGAUGAUGGAGGCUUACGCAAAUCUUACAGCGACGAUGAAGUAUUACGUGUACGGGUCGCACUUUCCUUUCAACUUCGGUCUGGUCACUGACACGAACGAGGACUCCACCGCGGCCGAUUACAAGCGACUGGUCGAUAAGUGGAUGCUGAAUAUGCCGAUUCUGGACGGAACUGCCAACUGGGUGGCUGGAAAUCACGACAAGUCCAGAUUGGUGACUCGUUACGGCCCGCAACGAGCACAAGCGAUAACAAUGAUGACGCUGCUGCUUCCGGGCGUGAGCGUGACUUACAACGGCGAGGAAAUCGGUAUGGAGGACACGUGGAUCUCGUGGGAGGACACCAAGGACCCGCAGGGCUGUAACGCCGGCAAGGACGGUUACGAGAAAGCGUCCAGAGAUCCGGCAAGAACGCCGUUCCAGUGGGAUAACACCACUUCAGCCGGAUUCUCCACGAACCCGAAAACGUGGCUGCCGGUCAACGAGAACUACCUGACGCUUAAUUUAGCGGCGCAAAAGACGCAGGAUCGAUCCUACUACGCCUUGUACAAAGCGGUUUCCGAGCUGCGUAAAUCGCCGGCGAUCAGAAACGGAAACAUACAAACAGCUUUAUUGGACGACGACGUUUUCGCUUUCGCCAGAAAAACUGAAGAAGAGUCGGUUUACGUAGCGGUCAAUUUUGCGGAUACCGAGAAGACCGUCGACUUAACGCCGCUCACUCAACAAGCCUCAGAUCAAUUGACGGUUUAUUACGCGUCCACGAACGCUGCUCAUCUGAUUGGAGAGAUCGUCGAAGACGUCACCACCGUGAAGAUUCCCGCAUCCGGCGCCGUGAUAUACAAGACCACGGCGUAGAGACCGAAUGAAAAGCUGCGGAAACGAGUAUUCGGCCCAGAGACAUUAAGCGGAAAUUUCUCAUAGUUCUUUACAGAAAAGGGGAGAGAUGAUUCGGUCGUAAGAACGGCUCUCCCGAGACUCAUCAUCUUGCCUUGCUACUUAUUUACAUUCACGUAGCGUUGCUGUUUUAUUUAUUACCGGUCCACGUAGCUUAUUGGAUAAAUUAGUCUACGACGCGAAGAACGACUCGCACAAACGACGAAUUACAGUAAAAAAAAAAAAAAAAAAUAACGCACGUUAGUACGAGCACAAAGUACACACUAACAAUAAAUUUUCCAUUAACAACAACAACGUCGUUUGUAUUUUGUCGACUGUAUUUCAAUAAAAAAAAAUAUGUGAAUUCUAAGAGCAAACAAAAGCGCUAAACUGUUUUUUUUUUUAACUUUUUAUGUAAACACUUGAUUAUUAUUAAAAACACCUUUCAACACA